Molecule: messenger RNA, 3658 nt
Organism: Poecilia reticulata (guppy)
Lineage: Eukaryota; Metazoa; Chordata; Actinopteri; Cyprinodontiformes; Poeciliidae
Gene: slc39a10
Product: solute carrier family 39 member 10
Biological process (GO): zinc ion import across plasma membrane; intracellular monoatomic cation homeostasis
Cellular component (GO): plasma membrane
Molecular function (GO): monoatomic cation:bicarbonate symporter activity; zinc ion transmembrane transporter activity
Source: RefSeq, a predicted model, not a curated record
AGAGAGUUUCUACCUCUGCGAAGACUGCGCAGGCUAACGGCGCACUCCCGCCAUCUUUCUCGGAAACGGCGUAAGUGCGGUUCGUGAAUGGGCUGAGCUGUAGUUCCCGAACGUAAACCCUGCGCAGGAUUUUUUUGGUACCGAGCGGAGAGGAGAUGCACACGGCACUCGAGUGAGGGGACCAAUAACGAGGACACAAUGCGAGUGCACGUACACACCAAAUUCUGCUUCCUGUGCGUUCUCACCUUCAUCUUCCAUCACUGCAACCAUUGCCACGCGGACGGACAUGACCACUCAACCGCCGGACAUCAGCACAUCGACCUGCAGAUCUCUGAGGCUCCGUAUGUCCGAGCCACCACCGAGUCCAACGCUCAAGAAGGGGGACCUCUAGAGGAAGAGCAGCGUUUCUACAUCCAGCAGCUGUUCAGGCGCUACGGACAGAAAGACCGAUUAGACUUCCAUGGUUUCCAGAGUCUCCUGAUGAGUCUGGGUUUAGGGGARGUGAAGUUGGUAGGCGUGGAUCAUGAGGAUCUGGGUCAUGACCAUGUAGCCCACCUUGACCUGCUGGACGUUCAGGAAGGGCUUCACUCACACUCAUCCUCUAGCGACGACCACAAUCAUGACCAUCACGACCACAAUCAUGAUCAUCACACUCAUGACCAUCAUGAUCACAGUCAUGACCAUCAUGACCACAAGCCCCGUCCUCCACAAACGCAGGAGGUUCCCACACGAUGCAGCCACACCACUGCUUCCAGUCCGCCUCCUGGUGAGCCGAGUGGGAACCAGGAACAUUCUGAUCAUGAUACACAUGAUGACGACCACCCACAGCAGMAAACAGAGGUACAGAGCRGCCGCAAACAUCUCACCUCUGUGCAUCAGGGCCACAGAARCCACAGCCAUGACCGACACAAUCACACCGAUGGACAGCUGGAGCCGCCGGUCGGUCCGACGCAGAAUCCAGCCAGGAGGACCAGGAGGCCUGGAAAGGUCAGAGGUCAGCGGAGACCCAGCAAGUUACCCACACCUGAAACACCCCAACCUGGGGGUCAUGACCACGAACACGGCCAUGACCACGAACACAGCCAUGACCACGAACACGGCCAUGAUGGUGGUCAUGACCACGACCACGGCCAUGAUGGUGGUCAUGACCACGACCAUGCUCACCCUCAUAAAGACAAGAGAGAGGCUCCAGGUGUGGCUGCUGUGGUUGCAGCCUCACCRGUGCUUACAGAGCAUCCAGGUGGAAUGASRCACCARCAUGAGGAGUGUUUGAACCUGACUCAGCUCCUCACCUACUACGGCCUGCAUCCCGACUCGGUCAUCUCCCCCAGCGAGUUCACCUACCUGUGCCCCGCCCUGCUCUACCAGAUAGACAGCCGCGUCUGCAUCCGCCAUUACCAUCAGAUGGAGGUGGAGCAGGAAGCCUUGCAGCCCAUCAGUUCUGGGUGGGUGUGGCUCUGGGGCUUCGUCUCCAUCACCAUCAUCAGCCUGCUGUCCCUUUUGGGGGUCGUUCUCGUCCCCAUCCUCAAGCAGUCCUGCUUCAAGUUCCUGCUCACCUUCCUGGUGGCGCUGGCGGUGGGAACGCUCAGCGGAGACGCUCUGCUUCAUCUGCUGCCUCAYUCUCGGGGCCAACACGACCACAGCCAGCACGGCGCCGGCGCCGACGCCGAUCUGUUCACGGCCUUCGACGGCGUGUGGAAGGGCCUGACCGCGCUGGCCGGCAUCUACCUCCUCUUCAUCAUCGAGCAUUGCAUCGGCAUGUUCAAGCACUACAGAGACCAGAAGGAGCUGAGGAGGCAGCAGCAGGAGAGGAACAUCGGCAGGAAGCUGUCGGACCAUCAGCUGAGCCGCCGCUCCGACGCAGAAUGGCUGAACCUGAAGCCGCUGGGAGAAGACCCGGAGAGCUCCGCCGUUUCCUGCGACAACGCGCACAACGACACGCAGCUCAGCGAGCUGCAGCCGCCCGACUCCCCCACCACCAAGACGCCGCUGGCGCCCGGCGCGGACGGAGGCCGCAAGGCCCGCAAGCACGGACACGGACACGGACACGGACACGGAGGGAACUGCCACUCGGACCAGGAGAUGAAGGACGCCGGCAUCGCCAGCAUCGCCUGGAUGGUCAUCAUGGGGGACGGCAUGCACAACCUCAGCGACGGCCUGGCCAUCGGCGCGGCGUUCAGCUCCAACAUAACGGGAGGCAUCAGCACGUCUGUGGCCGUCUUCUGCCAUGAACUACCUCAUGAACUCGGGGACUUUGCGGUCCUGCUGAAGGCCGGCAUGUCGGUGAAGCAGGCCAUCGUCUACAACCUGCUGUCCGCCCUCAUGGCGUACGUCGGCAUGGUGAUCGGCACCGCCGUGGGCCAGUACACGCACAACGUCACCAACUGGAUCUUCGCCAUCACCGCCGGCAUGUUCCUCUACGUGGCGCUGGUGGACAUGCUGCCGGAGAUGCUGCACGGCGACAGCGAGGAGCACAAGCGCUGCCACCUGGGCCACUUCAUCCUGCAGAACGUCGGCAUGCUGACCGGCUUCGCCAUCAUGCUGCUAAUCGCCAUCUUUGAGGACCGCAUCGUGUUCGACUUCGGCUUCUAGCAACCGGAUGCGCCUGCGUCCGUCCUGCAUGCGCUCCGUUCGUCUGCGUGUCGCGUCGUGCUGCUGGCGAUGUUUACGAAGCACAACGCCCAUCCGCGUCGUCGUCUUGUCCUUUGUCCAGUCCCACCUGCUGAUGUCAUCACGCCGCGUCCUGACGGGAACAGAAGCAUUCCUCCGCACAAUAUGUCGUGUUUUUGUGUCGUCUGGGUCCCUAGGGAACCUGGAUCGGUAGAGUAGCCGCCAAACAGGGCUGGGCGAUAAAUCCGAUUCACCCGAGUCGGAUUCUUGGUUUAUGAAGAGUUGUUUUCUUUUUUUUUUUUUGUUUUUGGAAAAUCUGUAUUUUUUUUAUUUCACCAGAGUUCAGCGGGCAUUUUGUUUCAAAAGCAUUUUUUACAGCUUCUGUUUAUCUGGACUUUAUUUGGAAUUCAGGUCAACUCUACGGAGAAACAUAACGGCCAGACCACGAUUUUAUUUUUAAAUUAUGAGAACAAAUAUGUACGAUAAUAGUUAAAUAAUACAAUAAAGACGCAAUAUUACAAGAAUAAACAUCUUGAGAAGUUAUACUUUUGUAUCAGUAAAAGAAAUACUUCAUUUUUUAACUCGGCAUCAAAUUAUUAUCAGUAGCAGGACUUUCAAUCAUGCUACUGAGUUUAUUUCAAAUAAAGGACAAAAUGAACUUGAUAACGUUAAAAGCUUUUUUCUGGAAAUUUUAAGAAGUUUUUCUGGUAAAAUUGUGUCUUUAUCUGCUAGUAUAACUUUAUUUUCAAAGCCCGGCUGAGCAAAAAAAAAAAAAUCUGUAAAACUUGGAUCUGGUAUGAAGAAAAAGUCGCGUUUAUUUUGGCGUUGUGUCGCCCAGCCCUGCUGCCAAAGCCUGUUAGCUUUAGCAUGUCCAGCUGUCCGCCAUGUUUCUGAAAGGAUCCAAUGAUCUGGAGCCAAACUGCAACGAUUUCCGCGUCAGACAUUCAUGUUUUAAUUAGAGCUACGGAGCUACAUAAAAGCCAUAAAGUUUGCACCAAAAAAAAAAAAAGAAGUCGAAAAGAAAUUAAUUUUGAAUCAGAAAAAUUAA